Messenger RNA from Larimichthys crocea (large yellow croaker), 1935 nucleotides. RefSeq names its product B-box and SPRY domain containing (gene bspry). The record is from RefSeq and is a predicted model, not a curated record. The transcript is spliced from 6 exons. The coding region runs from base 22 to 1533 and encodes 503 amino acids. Gene Ontology annotation, molecular function: protein binding. NCBI's taxonomy places the organism in Eukaryota, Metazoa, Chordata, Actinopteri, Sciaenidae.
UCCGCUGAGCUGUGACCUCUCAUGUCCGCGUUACUUCCGUGUUCCGCUCACCUGUUACACCUGUAUUACAGCGCUGUGCCGCGAGCUGCUCCCCUGCGCUGCCGGUGCACCUGUUGCGUUUUUUCUCAUUGGAUGUGCGUGUGUGCCAUGACGGAGGAGUUCAUAACGUGUGAUUUAACAUGCUCUUCUCCAUCGGCUGACUCGGAGGAGACUUUGAAGCCUGUGAAAACCGCAGAGAUGGAGUGUGAGCAGCCUAUUUUCUCCGUGUUGAGCGACGGUGUGAAGCAGCAGAAGGAGGCGGGGGACACCUCGACCACCACCACCACCACCAACACCGCUACCGACGCGGAGUCCGGGAUCUUCUCUGGUGAAUGUGAGCUCUGUGUGGAGCAUGAAACUGAGCUGGACUGGUUCUGUGGCACCGAACUGAAACUCAUCUGCUCUCACUGCGCCAUCGUGGGCCCCUGUCACGGACACACUGUGACCCCUCUGGCCACCAGAGUAACCGCAGUCAGGAACCAACUGGUGGAUGUGUGUGAGAAAAUACAGCUGCAGGCAUUGAGGAUUGAAAGGUUUAUCGACCAGACGCUGACAGCCAAAGAACAAAAGCUCCAGACAGCGGCAAGCAGGGCGAGGGAGCAGGUAGUGGCUCAGAUCAGUGCAGCACGAGAGGCACUGGAAGAGGAGGAGCAGCGUCUCUUGGAGGAGGUGCAGAGGGAGGAGGAGCGGGUGGAGCAGUGUCUCCUCACCCAGAGAGCUCACUGGAGCCAGGCUUUGGAGAGUCUGUCGCAAACACGCUCCAGCCUGGUGCACACGCUGACGCACACUCCAGACGCGCAGCUGGUGACUAGUGUCCAGGAGAUCGCUGAAAGGGUGGAGGAGACGGAGGGGGUUGGAGAGCCCUGUGAUACAGAGCAGCUUAACCUGAACCCAGCCUGCAGUGACAGUAAGCUGCUCAGAAGUCUGUGGGCCACUGCAGUACUGCUGGGACCAAACGCUUAUGGAUCAUCUAAUUUAAAGUUUGAUGAGCGCACAGUGAGCCCUCUCCUGUCUCUGUCUGAUGACUUCUGCACUUUGACCUUCGCCCACAAAAAAACUCGCCAGUCCCCACCCUACGACCCAGCACGAUUCGACUGCUGGCCCAAUGCGCUGGGUUCAGUACCCAUGUCCUCCGGCACCCACAGCUGGGUUGUGGAUGUAGGCCAGAGUGCUGCCUUUAAGGUUGGGGUCUGCUACUCCUCUCUGGAGCGUAAAGGCUCAGGGAACGAGGCACGGCUGGGCUACAACAGUCAGUCUUGGGUGCUGUCCCACUAUGACGGGGACUACUCCUUCUGCCAUGCAGGGAAGAAGGUGCCCCUGCAGGUCGUGAAGAGACCUCAGAGGAUCGGCCUGCUGUUGGACUGGCUGAGUCAGACGCUGAUGUUUUACGAGCCGGACUCAAGUGCCGUGCUGUACUCCAUCACACAUCACUUCAGCGCCCCGCUGCUACUAGCCUGUGCUGUGACUGACCGCAGUAUCACCAUACUGCACUGACACACCGCACACACUGCUUAAAGAAUAAAUGACCUUAGACAUGUGAAAAAAUGCCAGAGGCGACCUUCUGACGACUUUAUGAUGAGUAAAUAUGAUCAGUAGCUCCAUCUAUACGAUAAUGACAAUCCUCAAUUUCUAUUUAUUCUGUUUCCGUUUCUAUUAGUACCAAGUUGAUUGUCUUUUUUUACUCUUUUUAGUGAUUUAUUCUUUUCUUUAUCAUAUUAUACAGUAGUACUAUAACAGUAUUUUUUGACUGACAUUGAUUGUUUUGUUCGUUUUUAAUAUAAUUGUUUCAUCAGUCACUGGUUGAUCCAGAACUGUUUAUUAUAAUAUUAUUUGGAAAAGAAACUCACUACAGAUCAAUUUGUAUUGUUGCUCAGUAAACCAGUUAUUGUUAUUACA